Messenger RNA from Nylanderia fulva, 2888 nucleotides. It is a transcript of the gene Lerp, whose product is annotated as lysosomal enzyme receptor protein. Gene Ontology annotation, biological process: lysosomal transport. The record is from RefSeq and is a predicted model, not a curated record. Gene Ontology annotation, molecular function: signaling receptor activity; D-mannose binding. NCBI's taxonomy places the organism in Eukaryota, Metazoa, Arthropoda, Insecta, Hymenoptera, Formicidae.
AGAGGGACUGCUUUAACAAUGGCAGCACGAUAACAGGAAAAAAAUCAUAGCACCGUCCCCUCCCUGUCGCAUUGUUGCUACUUCGUAUCGCUGGUGAUUCGAAUUCUUUGUCACUAGGAAUUAUCGAUGAUAUUUUCAUCGUCUUUAUUCGACACUUUAUGUCGCGUGUUCUCAGCCAUUGCGAUAAACAUCGAUAAUGUAACGGGAAAAACUUGAUUCUGUAAACAAUGUCAAAAUUUAACAGGAUACUUUUUCUUUACACUUUAUCAGCUGUUAUCGCUUCAGCUUUAACUGUGACUUCAACUUCUUUUUGCGAAGUACCUGAUCAUGAAUUAGGUUUUAAUUAUAGCUUCACAAAAUUAUCAUCAAAUAACGGAGAUAUUAUUAUUGAAAAUAAUCAUCCAAAAGAAACAAUACGUAUGCAAUUAUGUUCCAUUAAGAAAAAAUGUAACAGUCAAGAUGGAUAUGCAAUAUGUCUAAUAAAUAAUAACACAGAAAAAGGAAUAGGAAAAUUUCCUCCGGAAGUUGAGAAUAAAUCUGGGAGGAUAUCAUUUCAUUUUACCGGUGACAAAUGUUCAUUGUUUAACAAUAAAGUUAAUUAUAAAGUGGAAAUUAUUAUGUAUUGUGAUUAUGAUGCAGAAAGUAAUUCGCAUCCUGAGAUAUUUCCAUAUGACAAUGAGAAACAAUGCAAAUUAUUUAUGGUAUGGAAGACAGCAUUAGCUUGUGGUAAAAGAUUCCAAACAAAUUGUACAGUUGUCAAUGAUGGUUAUCAUUAUAAUUUAAGUUCUUUAACAAGAUCUUCGGAAAAUUAUGUCAUUCAUACAAGAGACGACAUGAAAUGGCCUAAAAUAGUGUUAAAUGUUUGUCAUUCUAUAAUACGUCAAUAUGAUGCUAGAUGUCCAAUGAAGUCAGGUGCUUGUUUGGAUGAUGUUGGAAAAUCUGAUAGAUAUACGAGUUUAGGAGAAGUACAAGAACCUCCUUUCUUUAAGGAUGGGUAUUUACAAAUAGAAUAUCAAAAUGGUGCAGUGUGCAAAAAAAAUAUUCAGCCUCAACAUAUUAAAACAACAAUUAAAUUUAUAUGUGUAAAGGAAGCCAUGGGGACUAUUCCAGAAUAUGUUGGUGGAAUGGAAGAUUGUCAUUAUCAAUUAAUAUGGCAUACUGCUGCAGCAUGUAGUAUAGAGUCUCUACUUGAAUACAGUACCAAAACAGCAGGCAAAUGCUUGGUUACGAAUCCAAUCACGAAUUUUACAUAUAAUUUGCAGUCACUGAUGAACAAGGAUUUUACAGUCGUAAAUACAAAUGGCAUAAAAUAUAAAUUCAGAGUAUGUGAAGCACUUACAAAUAAUGUAUGUGGAAUUGGAGCAGGAAUAUGCAAUUUAAAACAUAAUACACCAUUGGGCCAAGCUAAUACAAAUUUGACAUGGCAACAGGGUGGCCCUUAUUUAAAUUACACUAAUGGUGAUUUAUGCGAAAAUGGGAUGCAUCAUUAUACAGUUAUUGGAUUCUUCUGUGGACCGGAAGGUUCGUCCAAUGAACCGUUGCUUAUGGAAGAUUAUCCUUGUCAGACUGUUAUACACUGGAAUACAGAUCUAGCAUGCGAGAAAAGAAUUAAAUGUACGACUAAUAACGAUGAUGAGAUUAACUUAACUCCUCUCAUACAAUCUACAAAUAAUUACAUUGUAAGAGCCAACGGUACAGAGUUCCAUAUAAAUAUCUGCAGACCCCUAGUCCCCACUCGAAGUCUUACAUGUGCACAUGGUAGUGCUGCUUGUAAAGUUUCGGUAUUUUCAAAGAAUGAAUAUACCAAUGAAAUCAGUUUGGGAUUUCCUGAGGACAGCCCCACAUUAAAUAAAGAUCUACAAAUAGUAUUACGUUAUAUUGGUGGAUCACAGUGUCCAGAGGAUCCAACUAAAUCAAUAUCUUCAAUUUUCACCUUUGUUUGUGAUAAUAAUAAUCAGGGACUUCCAGUAUAUAAGACUUAUGUUAAUUGUACUUAUAUGUUUGAAUGGAAUACCAGUAUAGCAUGUGGAGCUGUGAUAGGCGGUUGGACGCCACCUUGUACUAUAAAAGACAGUUUUCUCUCGUACGAAUAUGAUCUUUCUUUAUUAUAUAAAAAACAACAGAUACACUAUGUGAAAGGCAAACAAAGCAAGGAAUACAGUAUAAAUAUUUGUGGCGGAGAAAAAUAUUGUAACGGCUCUGCUGUAUGUCAUGGAACUAAUGGUUAUGGAUCACUGAAGAGUGUGCUUUUCGAUUACAGCCGAGAUGAUGUAAAACUUAAAUAUUCAAAUGGCAGUAAAUGUAACAAUAAUUCCUAUACAUCCGAAGUAAGAUUUAUAUGUAACGAUUCCAUGGGCAUUGGUGCACCAAAACUGCUACUGGAAUCGCAAUGUAGCGCGGAAUUUGAAUGGCACACUGAAGUGAUCUGCGCGAAACAUGCCAAUUCUCGGGACGCGGAAAAAGUACCGUCCUCUGGGAUUCUCUUGGUCUCUUCUAGUCACGGUAAACACGCUGGGGCGAUAGCUGGCAUAGUGCUAACUGUGAUCGCGGUAUUGGCCGCUUUAAUUUAUUUCCGAAAACCGGAGAAAAGAGCGUGCUUUCGCUCAUGGAUGAGUCUGCUUAGUUUCAGGAGAGGCGCAGGUCGUGUCCAGUAUUGCAGAGUCGAUACAGUCGAGGAAGCUAGACUCUUGUUCGACGCUUCCGAUCCCACACAGUGUCAAACGGACAGCGAUGAUGAUCUUCUGCACGCAUAGCGAAAUAUAAGGUUGUUAUUUUCAUUCCAUAAUUAUACAUUUUCCCGAAUUAUAAUAAUUUAUUUUCAAUAUUUUUCUGUAACUGAUCGAAUAUAAACCGUCUUGAAAAUCACAUGGAAUAAAGUAGAAUUAAUA